UUCUGAGGGGGUGGCAUGUGUGUGUCAUUUUAUCAGUGUGACCCAGCUGUGUUUGAUGCUGUAGUUUUAAGGCUCCUUCAGACUGAUACUGACACGCUGUGUGUGCUGGUAUGAGGUGUGCUGUGCUCAUGUUGAAGGUUUUCCUCUCAUUGCUGGGCAUUGAGAUGAUCGUGGCUCAGGCUGCUUGUCCUCUGGUGUGUUCCUGUAGUGCCGGUGUGAUCGACUGCAGUAACCGCGUCCUCACCACGGCCACGCUGCCCUCCGCCUUCCCUCCACACACCGCUGAACUCCGCCUGAACGACAACCACCUGACGGCUCUGCCCAACGGCCUGCUGGACUCGCUGCCCGGCCUGCGCCUGGCCGUUCUCCACGGCAACCCGUGGUCAUGUGACUGUGGCAUCCUUUAUCUGAGAGGAUGGCUGCUGAAACAGGGAAAUGAUGCUUCGAUACAGAACGUUACCUGCAGUUCUCCUGCUCACCUACGGGGGCGCCGGGUCGUGUAUCUGGCUGAACAGGAGAUUUUGGAAUCGUGUCGUUAUUGGCUGUGUAAUUUGGCUCUGGCCUCUCAGAUCAGCCUCUUCAUCUUCAUCACAGUUCAGGUCCUCCUGCUGGCCUCUGUCAUCCACUUCCUCCGGCGGUUUGAGCGGCUCACGCGCACGGCCGCAGAGACCUUCACGGCGGAUGAUGAUGUGACCCAGAGUAAUGAAUAUGUCAUGUUAAAAGACAGGAGCAUGUAGACCAAGAGCAAACAACUGUGUUCAUUUCAUCGUAAUUAUUUUGCACACUUCAUUUUUUAUGAUCACAUAAAGUGUGACUUCUUUAAAUAUACUUUUUAUUGCCUUUUUGCAUACUUUCUUCAGCCAUGCAAAUAAUAAAUAAAUAAAAAUGCUUAAAGCAGCUUAGUAUUACCAAAUGUAAUGUUUACUGUAAAUUAGGCUACCCUAACUGAGGAAAAUUAUGAAUAAAUCCUUUUCUUUUGUACUUGUCUUUGUAAAAUUGCACUCUUUUGUAAAGUGAUCCACUGGUCAAAUGAAUUAAACAAUUUUGGUGCAUA
Ctenopharyngodon idella (grass carp) is the source of this 1054-nucleotide messenger RNA. RefSeq names its product glycoprotein Ib platelet subunit beta (gene gp1bb). The record is from RefSeq and is a predicted model, not a curated record. The coding region runs from base 111 to 737 and encodes 208 amino acids. Lineage: Eukaryota; Metazoa; Chordata; Actinopteri; Cypriniformes; Xenocyprididae. The transcript has 3 exons.